This is a messenger RNA of Rhizophagus irregularis DAOM 181602=DAOM 197198, 276 nucleotides long. RefSeq lists its product as uncharacterized. The record is from RefSeq and is a predicted model, not a curated record. Lineage: Eukaryota; Fungi; Glomeromycota; Glomeromycetes; Glomerales; Glomeraceae.
AUGGCAUGUUCAAAGUUAUUUUCAGGAGAUUUACCUGAAUUAAUAGACAAAGUUAUACAAUAUUUUCGUUAUGACUAUAAAACAUUACGUUCAUGUAUAUUAAUUAAUAGAUUAUGGUGUCGUUUAGCAAUCCCAUUAUUAUGGGAAGAUCCAUUUUCAAUUAAAUUUCCUAAAAAUUAUCAAUUUAUUGAAAUUUAUUUACGUAAUUUAAAUGAUGAUUAUAAAACAAAAUUAAAUGAAUAUAAUAAAGUAAGAUAUAACAAUUUAAAUAAAUAA